AUUCCAUGUCUGUGCAGCGGUGCCUCAUGUUUGCUGUGCCAAUGUUGUCCCAACAGCAAGAACUCCACAGUGACACGUCUUAUCUAUGCCUUCCUCCUUCUCCUCAGUACCUUUGUUGCCUGUAUCAUGCUAGCACCUGGAAUGGAAGUGCAGCUGAAAAAGGUGCCUGGAUUUUGUGAUGAGGGACUUCAUACCCGACUACCACACAUAAAUGGCUUUGUCAACUGCGAUGUAAUGGUUGGAUACAGGGCUGUCUAUCGAAUCAGCUUUGCCAUGGCAGUGUUUUUCUUCAUUUUCUCUCUUCUUAUGCUACAAGUAAAAACAAGUAAAGAUCCAAGAGCCUCAGUGCACAAUGGGUUCUGGUUCUUCAAAAUAGCUGCCAUAGUUGGUCUCAUGGUUGGAGCUUUUUACAUUCCUGAAGGGCCUUUCACAACAGCAUGGUUUAUUAUCGGCACUCUUGGAGCCUUUUGCUUUAUCCUAAUCCAGCUGGUGCUGCUUGUGGACUUUGCUCAUUCUUGGAAUGAGUCCUGGGUUGAGCGAAUGGAGGAGGGUAACUCCAGAUGUUGGUAUGUGGCUUUACUUUGUUUUACAAGCUUGUUCUACAUCUUGUCAAUAACGUUUGUUGUGCUCUUCUAUGUAUUCUACACUAAACCUGAUGGUUGUGCUAAGAACAAAUUCUUCAUCAGCUUUAAUAUGAUCUUGUGCAUUGCUGUCUCCAUCGUUUCUAUCCUUCCAAAAGUUCAGGAACAUCAACCUCGCUCUGGCCUCCUCCAAUCUUCCAUUAUUAGUCUUUAUACAAUGUAUCUCACUUGGUCUGCUAUGUCUAAUGAGCCAGAUAGAAGCUGCAACCCAAGUUUGUUGAACAUCAUCACGCAGAUAACUGCACCUACGAUAGCUCCAGAUAAUGCAACUGUUAUACCUGCUACUACAGCUCCACCAAAGUCCUUGCAGUGGUGGGAUGCACAGAGUAUUGUUGGGCUUGCUAUCUUUGUUCUUUGUCUCUUGUAUUCUAGGUAAGAUCUGAGUUACUCAAAGCAGAAGAACAAGCUGACUUUCUCGACAAGUGACAAUGCCAUCCUGGAUGAUUCUGUGGGAACUGAUGGUGCAUCUGUGGAAGAUGGCAACGCGCGUCGGGUCAUGGACAAUGAGAAGGGGGGCGUUCAGUAUAACUAUGCUUUCUUUCACUUCAUGUUGCUCCUUGCCUCUCUCUACAUCAUGAUGACUCUCACUAACUGGUACAGUCCUGAUGCAGACUUCAAAACUAUGACAAGCAAGUGGCCAGCCGUGUGGGUGAAGAUCACCUCAAGCUGGGUCUGCCUCCUCCUUUAUCUCUGGACCCUAGUGGCUCCUCUUGUUCUUACCAAUCGGGACUUCGCUUAAUGAUUGUGGGUAUCUGAUAUUAUGAAAAUGCCUGAAGCUCCUCUGCUGAAAGCCAAAAUGUCCUGUAUUGCUUCAAGUUUUUUUUCUUAAACUAAGGCAAAUGCAUUUUUUCAUGUUACAUGCAGGUGGAUAGAAAGUGCUGAAUCAUGUAAUGCUUGAUGCAAAAUCUAAACUGUUACUUUUGAUACUAUUUCAUAUUGUGUGGUUAUUAGUGCAUUUAAGAUAAUCUACAGGCUGUGCUGGUAGUGUUGCAGCACAAAACACCUGUAGCAUCCAUUAGUUCCAACACAAUACUGAGAACAAAGUAAUAUAUUUUUAAAGACUAAGCUGUAUUCAACCUAAUGCACUGUUGUACCAAUGCUUCAGUAUGCGGACAUGUAAGCCAUACAGUGUAAGUUUCUACAUUCCAUGGUAAAAGGUUGUCCAAAAGAGUGUCCUCCUGUUUGUGGGCAGAAACUUAUACAUUCACUACAAGACCAAUUUAUCUAGAAGAUGUGCAGCUAUUAACUAAUUCCUGUUCCUAGAAAACUUUUAAUAUGUAGGAGGCAAAUUUUACAGACACUAUGCUUCUUGUUUUCCAGUUAUUUUAAUUUUGAUUUAGCAGAAGUAUAUUGGUAUAAAGUAACUUCAAAUUAAAAUUAUGCUGGGAAAAUA
Molecule: messenger RNA, 2034 nt
Organism: Pelodiscus sinensis (Chinese soft-shelled turtle)
Lineage: Eukaryota; Metazoa; Chordata; Testudines; Trionychidae
Source: RefSeq, a predicted model, not a curated record